UUUUUUUAAAUAGAUUUUAUCAUUAACAGGUGAUUGUGUUUGUAUUUUCAAACUUAAUGUAAGAUUAAUUUUGGUUUGGAUUUCCUAAUCUUGUCUUCAACGUAAUUGUCGGUGUUAUUGUCUUAGUUUAUUUGUUUACGUUGUACAAAUGUAGUCUGAGGUCAGUGAAGAAAACUGCUGUGUCAUUCAGUGGAUAGUUGGUAGUUCUUAUGGACCCGUCUAGGUGUGGUCUUUUUAUUAUCCGUUGAAGUGAAUGGGACCUCCGGCCUCGUCGUUAAACAUGCAUUCCGAAUUGUAUGCUUGGACUUUAUCCUAGGAACUUACUACUUUAGUGUUUGUGGGAAAUUGAGGCCUUGUUUGGCUUUGUUCUCAAUGUGUGGCCUUUUUUCCUGCAGCAGAAGAACGUUAUUUAUCUUGGUUGUCUCUGUACGCGAAACACGUUGCGUUUUGUAUGUUUUGCUUGAUGUUUCAACUCGCCUUUUGUAAAUAAUUACAUUAUAAUACGGUGUCACUGUACUUAAAGAUGGCGGCUAUGCGCCUCUUCUGAAAGACAGAAAUGCGGAUAUUCUGGUAAGCAGAGAGCUCGUGGGAGAAGCUCUUGGCUCUUGGGGGGUACACGUGACCCGGAGGAAGAACCAAUGGGCUGCUUGGUAUUUACCCUGGAAGCCCGCGUUACAACCCUAUUGACCAAUCCCCGCCGUGGCUUUGCACACGUUGACGUAAUGUAAUAUGAUAAGGAGGAGGGUGGUUUCGGUGCCCUCGCGUUUUGCACAGGAUUAAAUGGCGCAGCCAGUUACAGACAGCACUUAGAUAUCACGGAAUAGGUUGGGCCAAUGGUAUUGCGCAAUUUCCUUGACAGACAGCAAAAACUUGCGAAUAGGUUGGCCCGAAAGAUUGCCCGUGACGUCUCAGUAUCUAGGGGUGUGGUGACUUUGACGGACAUGGUGAGUAGCCAAUAGAAACUUGGAGGGCGUGGACAUUCUGAGGUAGCCUGUCCAAUAGGGUGGAUGGUCGGUCUAUAAAAGAACGGGUGUAGUCGCAUCGUCGCCAUUUCAACGGAGCAGAUUAAAGGAGUUCGCCGUGGCGGGGAGCGGAGAGAACUGAGGAACAGAGACGGAUCCAGGUCCGAGUCUAGCUAAAAACAGAAUCCGGAUCCAUCCUGAUGGAUAUGGCUGUUAACCCGCUCCUUGACAGGUAUCUACCGGUAAAAUUGACUCUCAGCUUUCCAUCAGAGGGAUUAUUGUAGACGUUUCUUACGAUUUUUUCAAAAUAUCAUUGCUGGCAGCCUGUGUUUGCUGUAAUACGAGUGAAGGAGGGAAAUGGACAGUGAAGGUGCGGCAGGAAGAAGUUUGUGUCGCCGUUAAGUGGAAUAAAAUAUAAAUUUCAUGUUGAGGAAAUACAAUGCGUUUGUGGGUUGAAACCAUAGACUGUAUAAAAGGUUGAAACAAGCUGCGGCUGUUGUUCGCACUCCGCCGGCGCCAUCUUCGGAGCGCCUCUGCUGUUGGCCGCUCUCUCUCCCGCUGCCUGGCAGUCGGUGCAAGCAUUAGCGUAAUACACUCAAAAGGGUUUACCCGUAAAACGGUAGCCCGGCUGCAAACUUGCGUGUCUUGUUUUGAUAAUAUACAAUGGUAAUUAUUGUUUAACCAAGUGGUAUUUUGCAUGCAUUAAUUUAUCUGAUACUACUUUCGGGCACACUAAGUUACACAGUUCGCUUGUAGUAACAAUAUAGUGUAUGCUCGCGGCUAACAAGACCAUAGUGUUAACUACCAUGAGCAGUAAUAUGCUGAAGAGGCUCGUGUGCGCCCUUACACCGACAUUUCUGUGUGUUUUGCCGGGUUGUUAUUGUAGCCAUGUGAAGGCCAGGUGUUGUUGUGAUCACUGCUACGUCGGCAGUGUAUUAACCCAUUUAAUCCCAGAUCUUUCCCAGACAUGAAAGUAUCCAAAUCAUGUGUCAUUAGUACUCCUUUUGAAAUAAUUAACCAUUAGUUUAAAAGACUUUUAUGGGAAAUAAUAGGUGAAAAAGUGUGUUUUAUGUUCUGUCACAAUAGUGACUGAUGGGAUAAGAUGUUAUAUCUACCAUUUACCCAUCAGGCUGUCUCAUUCUUCCAGAGUUACCAGACUAACUGAAGUUCCCCUCGGGGAUAAAAAAAAGUGAUUUUGAUUUUUCAAUUUUUAUAGAUUUUAUCAAUUUAUAGACAAAUUUAAAAUUCUAUUACUGGUAGUCUCCAACAUUGCCACUUAUAAUAACAUUCUAGUGUGGCCUACAUUAUCAAAUAUACAACUAUACCUAUAUAUAUAUAUAUAUAUAUAUAUAUAUAUAUAUGUACUGAGAGGACAAUAGAGCAAACAAAGUAGUUAUUGGCCUAACUCAACAUUGUUAAUUUAUUGUAACAGACAUUUUCACUUUUGGACAUUUCCAAUGUGAUGAGAGGAGGAGAACAUCCAUCGGCUCAGAGCAGCUUUGUUUGACAUAUUCUGAAGGAAUGGAGCCUUAUAACUAAGAAAUGUGGGAUUAAAUGGGUUAACACAGCGAAGGGGUUAAUGCGGCUACCCAUGUGUGUUGGGUGUUUCAGUUGGUUGCCUGGUUACAUCGUUCAAUGUCACUCAACUCAAGCUUGGUAGCAACUGUAUUUUUUUAGUUGUUUUAAAGGUUUUACUUAAUUUAUAACAUAACGCCAAUGUACUUAUAUUAUAAUUAACAUUUGUUUUGUUUGUCUUGGUCACCCAUACCCAAUUUUACUCAUAUUAAUUUGUUAAUUCAUUUUACAGCUAACAUAAAAAUAUGUUUUUUGUUUAGUGCUGUUAAUGUUAUGUACAUGAUUACUUUUCCUUUUUAAAUAAUAAAGUACACUAACUGUCAAAUGUGUUUCCAAAAGUUGUAUCAUUCAAAACAGAAGAUCGCCUUUUAAAAAUAAACAAUUAGAUUGUAAAUUUUCUAUUUCUUGCUUAUAGCCAUGUCUGCAUACUAUGUAAAAGUUUCUACUGUUAAAUUUACUGUUAAUCUAAUUUUUUCAGUAUACUGAUUAGGGUGGUUUGGUUCACACGUGCUUCAAAAGCCUAGGGUACAUAUAGUAGAUUAAUUUGAUACUAUCAAGGUCCCACUGUAAACAUCAACAUUUACUGCAUGAUACAAACAGUAAUACGUCAAGCUACAUUAGGGGCUUCAAAGAGAAUCUUAGUGUGCAGACAAAUCCAUGUAAAUUUGCAAAGGGAAAAUAAACAGAAGUAUAUCUUACCAAUACCAAUUGGUAUUGCCGUAAAUGUUUGAUAGGAAAUUGGUUUUCCCGCAGAUGACUCCUGUUCGCUCUUGGAACAACUUUUGUUUUGCAGUUAGUGUCAGUAGGCCAACGGAGAUGGACUGGUGAGUUCAUAUUACAGACAGCAGAGGGAGUGGAUGCUUAUGUUCCCGUCAUCAAAGUUAGCCAGCUCCCUUGUCGGGGUUGAUGUUGGCAUCAUGGGAGUCACAACGAUGGACCAGGGUUCUGGCACAGCUGGAAAACGCAUAAGAAAACCUUCACUGCUUUAUGAAGGCUUUGAGAGUCCUGGGAUGCCGCCCCUCUCUCACAUGGCUCCUGCUGGGCCACCACAGCCCCCGGUGAAAGACCCAAACCGCCAGGGGAAGAUGACCAACCAACUUCAGUUCCUACAGAAAGUCCUGCUCAAAUCUUUGUGGAGGCACCACUUCGCCUGGCCCUUCCAUGAACCUGUAGAUGCGGCCAAGCUCAACCUGCCUGACUAUCAUAAGAUCAUCAAAAAUCCCAUGGACAUGGGCACCAUAAAGAAGAGACUAGAAAAUAACUACUACCGCAGUGCCAGUGAAUGCAUGCAGGACUUCAACACCAUGUUUACCAACUGCUACAUUUAUAACAAGCCUACAGAUGACAUAGUUCUGAUGGCUCAGUCUCUUGAGAAGGCUUUCCUGCAAAAAGUGGCUCAGAUGCCCCAGGAGGAACUAGAGCUGCCUCCUCCCCCUCCACGGAUGAAAAUCGGCAAACCUGGCAGAAAAGGCAGAGGUAAUGCAAUCUCAGGAGGAGUGACAACAGCUCAUCAGGUCCCAGCUGUUUCCCAGUCAGUAUACUCACCUCCCACCCCAGAAACACCAGACUCCAUCCUGUCUACCCCCCCACAGACACAUUUGACCAAGAGCUUGCCCCCUAUUCUUACAACUGAACAAAGCAUCCCUUCUAUAACUGGACUGCCUCCCACACAGCCCACAGCUAAGAAAAAGGGUGUAAAGAGGAAGGCGGACACAACGACCCCAACGACUGUAGCCAUGCCCAUCAUGAGCACAAUGGGUGUCAGCGGCAUCAGCAUGGGGAUGGGUGGUGGGCAUGACUCUCCUCUCACCCUCACUUCUCUGGGGGUGGACCAAAACUCCAGCCUGGGGAUGAACCAAGGCCAUGGCCUCAGCCAGGGCAUGAACAUGGGAAUGGGGAUGGGAUUGGGAUUGGGGAUGGGCAUGGGUAUGGGAAUGGGGAUGGGGAUGGGCUGUGGAACGGUGAUGAUGGGUACCAAAACACAGGGGGGGCGGAGAGGAGUGAGUGGACGAGCCAUCAAGCCACCCAAGAAGGAUUUGCCAGACUCCAUGGUGCCACCACCGGUGCGCCGCAGCAAGCUGAACCCCCAACUCCGCUACUGCAAUGGGGUCCUGAAGGAACUGCUGUCAAAGAAACACGCAGCCUACGCCUGGCCUUUCUACAAGCCUGUCGAUGCCUCGUCGCUCGGUCUUCACGACUACCAUGACAUCAUUAAGCAGCCCAUGGACCUCAGCACCAUCAAGCGGAAGAUGGACCUCAGAGAGUAUCGUGAUGCUCAGCAGUUCUCUGCUGAUGUGAGACUGAUGUUCUCCAACUGCUACAAGUACAACCCCCCCGAUCAUGAUGUAGUGGGCAUGGCCAGAAAACUGCAGGAUGUCUUUGAGUUCUGCUUUGCUAAGAUGCCAGAUGAGCCUCCAGUGCCCCCUAGCUCCUCAUCUUCCUCCUCCUCCUCUUCAUCAUCAUCUGAGAGUGAGCUCAGCAGUGAAAGUGAAGAGAGCGAGAGCAGCCCAAGCUCUGACUCUGAGGAGGAGAGGGCAAACCGGCUGGCAGAGCUGCAGGAACAGCUAAAGGCCGUACAUGAGCAGCUAACUGCACUCUCGCAGGGUCCCAUCGUCAAACCCAAGAAAAAGAAAGAGAAGAAGGACAAGAAAAAGAAGAAAAAGGUAGAAAAGGAGAAGCAUCGGAAGAUAGAAGAAGAGGUGACGCCUAUUAGACCGCCCAAGACCCCCAAGAUCACCAAGACUCCAAAACCCAAGAGCAACCGAGGAACGGCAGGUCCUGUGGUGCCUGUGAAGAAGGCACCGAGCAAGAAAAACAACAAGAGCAAAACCAAAAAGCCCAGCAUGACGUUCAGCAUGCCUCAGCCAGUCCACGAUCCUAUCGUGAGUCAUUACGACUCUGAUGAAGAGGAGGAGACGGCUCCCAUGUCAUACGACGAGAAGCGCCAACUCAGCCUGGACAUCAACAAGCUGCCUGGUGAGAAGCUGGGCCGCGUUGUUUACAUCAUCCAGUCACGUGAGCCCUCGCUUCGAGACACCAACCCUGAGGAGAUCGAGAUAGACUUUGAGACCCUCAAGCCGUCAACACUGCGAGAGCUCGAGAGAUACGUCAUGACGUGUCUGAGGAAGAAGCCUCGGAAACCAUAUGCAAGUAAAAACAACAUUGCUGGCAAAUCUCGGGAAGAGCUCGCUCUGGAGAAACAACUAGAGCUGGAGAGAAGGCUGAUGGACGUCAGCGGUCAGCUGAACUCUGGGAAGAAGCCUGCCAAGACCAAACCAGAGAAACCUGCAACAGAGCAGCACACCCAGCCGUCACGUCUCAGCGCCAGUAGCUCCUCCUCAGACUCCUCCUCAUCCUCCUCUUCCUCCUCAUCCUCAGACACAAGCGACUCAGACUCUGGCUGAGAGGCAGAGGGUUUUCAUAUGACAGGGUCAUGUGAGGGACCCUGAAUGUUUCUCUUCCCACCAAGUGGACUGAACUGCAGUAGAGCUACUGACGACAGAGCCGCGGGACGGAUCAGACGAGACCAGCACUAGGCAGGACUGGUCCGACUCAACAAGUGUCAAACCAUGAACGAGAGAUGGGGCUUUCCCUGCACUCAGCUCAUUCAUCCAAUCCUGUCCUCAGACACAGAAACGUUCAGAAAGGAUGGAGAAGUGGAGACUAAUUGUAAAGUCCUGCCGUUCUCUGGAGAACUGGCUUAGCUGGGCCGAGCGAGGGACGCUCCAUCUCCUGCAAACAGAAGAAGAGUGACGCAUGUGUUGGAGGGAUAAGGGUGCUAGAGCCAGAAUCUGUCUUAUUUCUGGAGAUAAUUUCCCUUCUUCCUGUGCUCCCUGUCUUUAUGCUGUAUAGAUAAGGUGUACAGUUAUAUAAAUAUCUAUUUUUCUUUUAUAAAGAAGCAUUUUAUGGAGCUAAUUUAUUCCCUCAUUCUGGGAACCAUGAACUGGUGCGGGCGGAGUUGUGUUUUAGUUUUUGUUUAAUUUUUUUUUUCCUUGAGUGACAAAGGGGGUGGAGGGGGAAUGUUUGUGUGUGUGAAUGUAUGAAUGUGUCACGUAUGUGUUUGCAUGUGCGAGUGUGAGAUCCUCAUAGUUUUGACGCAGGCGUUGAAAAUCAGUCUGCACGCAAAAGCACCUUGGUUCAGUAGAAUACAGAAUGCAUGCAAUACAGAGGAGCUGACAAACAUCUGCAUACUCGUGUACUACUUUACUGCAUCCUUGUGUACUCAUGUACUUGUUUAAAGGGUUGGCCACUGUACAGAAUUGUGACAUAGUUACACAUCAGUUUAUACAAACCUAUAUCUGUUCCCAUGUGUGCUGUCUUUUUUCACCAGUUUCAAUUUCUCUGUAAACAUGUUGCUUUUUUUUCUUCUUGUGACCAAUCUGCUAAUAAAUUGUGAGGACGUGUCUUGUCCACUCACCCGUGCCCAAAUAACAUCUUGGUUCUUUUGAUUUCUUUUGGUGUUCAGGUUCAGUUUGAUUUGUGUCACAAAACAUCUGAUGAGACUUGAGGAUUAAAAGCUUUUGCUGGAUCUUUUAUUCAAGAAGUUGAAGCGUUUUGGGUAGAUUUUCCCCAAAGGCCAUCACUUUCUAACACCACGGUGUCACAAAAGCAAAACUGCUUUGUCAUUGUAACGACAUGGCCUUUGAGAUCUAUGGCAGCUUAAAAUGUUAUUGUCUGUAAUAACUUGAGUUUUGUUAAAGAGUAAGUUUACUUAUUUUUUGUGUUUGUGUGAUUUAAAAACAGCAACAGGUUGGGAAGUUCUCACCAGCAACACUAGACUGUUGAUGGUGUCAUUUCUCUUCUUUAGCCUCUUCUGCAGUUGUUUAUUUUCCCAUUUUCUUUUCUUUAAGCUGGUGAUAGUGGCUUUUUUUCAAUUUUGAGAUCCAGCAGCCAGUUUAGACAAAAAGUUGGUUUAAUGUUGUGAGUAAUAACAAUGCACUGUUUGUUUGGUGGUACUACUAAACAAUUUUGUGAUUUUUAGGUAAGCUUGUGUGUCUUUUGUGUUCUUUUAAAAUCGCCUAUGGCUUGAGAUUGGAGCAUUGUAUGUUUGAAACUGAUUAUUUAUUUAGAAGUUGAAUGGAGAUUUUUUUUCAUAAUACUGAAAUUAAUCAAAAGCUUUUAAGUCAAAAUCUACUCUAUGAAAUAUGCACAGAUUAACUGUCAGGAUUGUAGAAGUGUACAUAUUUUACAGUCUCAAUCUUUGAGCAUGUUUUGGUUUUUCCUUCAGUAACUUAGUCGAGCUUUAUCUUUUGUCCAGAGAAGAUUUUUUUUUGGGGGGGGUGGGCUUCUGUUGUAAAACAAAAUACUCCAGUUGUCAGUCUUACUUUUCUGAAGUUUGUCAGAAAUCUAAAAGCCUCUGUACUUGACUCCAUUAUUCACCUGAACAUCUGUACAUAAAUAAACUGAGACAUGUUCAUCUUU
Molecule: messenger RNA, 7958 nt
Organism: Centropristis striata (black sea bass)
Lineage: Eukaryota; Metazoa; Chordata; Actinopteri; Perciformes; Serranidae
Gene: brd2a
Product: bromodomain containing 2a
Exons: 12
Coding region: 3395-5941 (848 amino acids)
Biological process (GO): chromatin remodeling; regulation of DNA-templated transcription
Cellular component (GO): chromatin; nucleus
Source: RefSeq, a predicted model, not a curated record